Echinostoma caproni is the source of this 2427-nucleotide messenger RNA. NCBI's taxonomy places the organism in Eukaryota, Metazoa, Platyhelminthes, Trematoda, Plagiorchiida, Echinostomatidae. The record is from the annotation of a GenBank genome assembly.
ACAUUAGAAACAAUGGAGGAGUUGCGCGAGAAGCGCAUCAUUCGUAUUCUGACUAACGACUUUCCGCAGUACCUGGCUGUUGUCAGUCGUCUGCGUCAGGAGACCGCCCUAAUUGGCUCCGAUGGCGGCGUACUCAGCUCCACGGUCGUACCUCAGGUUCAAGCAGUCUUCCCUGAGGGUGCACUUCAGAAGCGCAUUCGUGUUGGACUUCAGGCACAUCCGAUCCCGACCGAAAUGGUUACGCGUUUGUUGGGAAAUCGAGUCGCAGCUUCACCGAUUGUCACCCUGGAACCGCGUCGGCGGAAAUUUCAUAAACCGAUCACUCUAACCAUUCCACUCCCUAAAACCGCAAUGCGCGGUAUGCUCAAUCCACCUGGCACAGGUGGAGGUGGUGGUGAUUUAAAGGCGCAAAGUGCUCCCAGUCUGCGGCUGUUAUGCAGUAUCACUGGUGGGACGCUUCCAGCCCAGUGGGAGGACAUUACGGGAUCCACACCGUUGUCCAAGGUUAAAGAUUGUGUGUCUUUCACGACAACUGUAUCUGCCAGGUUCUGGUUGAUCGAUUGUCAAGCGGUGCACGAAUCCACCGAGCUGGCUGGUCAGCUGUAUCGUGAAGCCAGUCUGGUCCCCUACAUGGGUAAAUUUGUUGUGUUCACCAAACGUUUGGACACGGAUGAGGCGCUGAUUCGUUGUUUCUGUGUGACCGACGAUAAGGUGGACAAGACAUUGGAAUGCCAAGAAGGGUUUGAAGUAUGUGCAGCCUCUCCGGAAGUUGAAGUUGUCGAAGGUAGACCCGCUUGGCUUGAAGCGGCUGGCAACCUGCUACCUGUAGCGAAAUCCGGUGAACAACUUCGACUUCACUUUAAUGCAUUCCGGGAAAAUCGUCUGGCAUUCCCCUCGGACGCAUCCAGUAACGGCCCACAGAGACCAAUCUGCACAUUGGAGGUUCAUCUAGGUCCGGAACAGGGUGGAAUCCGGGCGGCCAAUUCUACCAUGGUCGAUCCGGGUUUGGCCUCGCUGACCGAGCAGUACAACAAGUCCGCGGCCGCAUCUAUGCACUCCAUCCCCUGUGUGUUCCCUACUCCCGGACGAAAAUUGGGUCCAGGCGAUGCGGAUUAUCAAGAUACUUAUGAAAACGAAUUGAAUGUGCUCGGCCCCGAAGGUCGUUGGGCGUCAGUGUAUGCUGCGGAUGUAAUUGCCCGAAGUCAGCUCGAUUUGUUGCAAGUGGCUGGCGAGAUUGGGUCUGACUGGCCGCACCUGGUCGGUAUACUUCUACCCGAGUCUCAAUUGGAUGCGAAUUGCACAGUGGAACAGCUCGUGUCGUGGAUCUCUGCGAAUGAACCGCAUUGGCAAGCGACACGCGGAGAUAAUGCAGGUGGUCUGGGAGGAAUUACUGCGGCUGACCUACGUACUGACCGAGAUCGGGCAUUGGCUGUUCUAUUGGCUUGGCGCGAACAGCGUGGGGAACAGGCUACAGGGAAUGAGUUGGAUCGGGCUUUGCGUGCCAUUGGUCGAAUGGAUGUGGUCAAGUCGUGCAUGCUCGAUAUCCGCUGUGUUACGGAGCAAGCUGAACACGAUGAAGCCACGCGACGCAUUGACGAAACCGCUUUUGGUGAAGACCACACUCCACGUCCAUUGGACUCACCUGAUCCCACUUCAGCCUCAAUAGUCGGUACGACUACUCUAAUGUCAGGUAUGGAUGAUCUAUCCAGCCACGCUGUUGUCCAAGGCGUUCUCGUAGACACUGUUGCCGCUACCGCACCAGCUGUUGAAGAAGAAGUUGUGGCUGCUCAGCAGACUCCGGCAGUAGAAUCUUUCGCACCGUUCCACUUACGCGAAGAAGAAGAGGAUAAGCACCCCAGUGGGCAUAGUGGUAUGUACGAACCAGAUGGAGAAGCUCAUGAGCCUGAGGUGAGCACCACUUCCGCGUCUGAGGAACAGCCUGUUCUCAAGGCCGAGGAAACUGAAGUUGAUUACGAGGGAACCGCCGCAUCAGGUCAUCCAGAACCGGAAACAGAGCUAGAACUAGACGAAGAACUCGAAGGAGCUGGAGCCGGCACCGAGGAUCACUGGGAAUCCGGGUCACCACCAGCCACGACCACAAGCCAUCAAGGUGGGGAUCCACUAGUAACCACGGCGGAUCCAGAUGAUGAGGUUGACCAUGUGCGAGAUAGUGAAUCGAUGACUGCCAGUUUGGAGGGUACUUCCGCACAGGGCACAGAGGAUCCGGGGGCACUAUUAACCGGAACCGUGGAUGAAUCACCGAGUGAGGCUGCAGCCCCCGUUGAACAUCAAACAGAACUCACACAGGAAUCAGAAUCGGCAAAACAAGCAGAAAGUACGUUGAUCUCUUUUUUCAUGAGCAAAGAUGUGGUAAGCUCAUUUUUGUGUAAAGUUAUUCAUUGGGUCAAUCUCUUACUAGAAUCGUAG